AAAAUUUGGAUACGGCAAGAAAAUUAAAGAAGUAAAAUGAAAUGGAAAGUUUUAGUUAUUUUGUGGAUCUGCAAAAUUACAGACUGCGUUUUGGACCUAACCCUUGUACUUCAAACACCAAUCGUUGCUUACAACGAAGAAGUUGUCAUGAAAUGUGUUGGGAGCAAUACCUUGUUUCACCCAUUGUCGUUUCCGUUUAAAGUGGAGGCAGAUAUUGGGCGUGGAACAAAUUUAACUCAUCAGAGAGUAUAUGGAAGAAUUGAACCAGAGUCAUGGCCUGGGAGACAAGUGAAAAUUUUCGAAUCGGUCCUCGCUGAAAAGUUCGGGAUAUUUUCGUGCACUGGGAGAGAUGCAAGUUCUGGAGAAACGACAAAAGCAUCUGGAGUUAUUAUGUCCAAAAACGCGCUCAUUUUCCCAACCUCACUGAGCUACCGUGCUUCCAUCAACGAAUUAAUCACGUUGAAUAUGAUCCAAGCACAGAGAAUGCCAAUUGAUGAACUAGUGUGGUAUCAUUUGUUGAAUUAUGCAUCUCCUAGAAGAUUAGCUGUUGGGCAACUUCAACUAAACAUACAAAGUGCCAAAAAGGAAGAUUCGGGGCCAUAUCUCAUCUUUUUCCCAGUAAAUAAUCCAAUCAGAAGAGUUCUACUGCAAGCUCUAACUAGAGUUGUUGUUAGAAAUUGUAUUGCUGACAUGUUUGGAGAAAAUUGUGAUCAAGUUUGCCCUUCUUGUGAAAAUGGAGGAAUCUGUGAUGAUGUAUCAGGAAAUUGUAUUUGUCCUCCAGGAUUUAUGGGAGAGUUAUGUCAGAUAGGAUGUGGUCCAAAUAAAUUUGGAAGAAGAUGCCAGUAUCUUUGCUCCGAGGAUCCGGGAGCGGAUCAAGAUGCUGGAUGUAAAGGGAAGAUGUUUUGUUUGGCAGAUCCUUAUGGUUGUUCUUGUUCAACAGGAUUUUCUGGGAUAAUUUGCACUUUAGAAUGUCCUAAGGCCAAAUAUGGAGAAGGGUGUAUGCAUGACUGCCAUUGCCAGUCAGAUGAAUGCAACCCAUACACUGGAGUUUGUUUACAUGGCUGUUCUGAAGGGUGGACAGGCUCAAACUGCCAACAGCCUUGCCCUGACAACUAUUUUGGCAUAAACUGCAACAGAACGUGCGGAUUUUGCGCCAAUAAUGGUGUCUGUGAUAUUUUCACUGGACACUGCCCUUUAUUUAAUGAGGAUUCUUCUAACACAGAGGAAUAUGUCACUGUCUGUCAGUUCAGUUACUUGCCUCCAUUUUGUAUUGAAAAAUGCAGAAACGGAACUUGGGGAGAAGACUGCAGAAAUAACUGUCAUUGUAGGAAUAAUACAGCGUGUGACGUAGCCACUGGUUCUUGUGAAGAAAGCAAAGAUAAUACGGCUGGUAUUACAUGUAAUAGAGAACGAAUUUCUCGGCGCCUGCCUCUGACCCAGAGGCCAGCAAAGCUAUUAGGUUUAAGGCUUGUCGCUGCUACUGUUUUGGGAAUUGAACCAGAGUCAUGGCCUGGGAGACAAGUGAAAAUUUUCGAAUCGGUCCUCGCUGAAAAGUUCGGGAUAUUUUCGUGCACUGGGAGAGAUGCAAGUUCUGGAGAAACGACAAAAGCAUCUGGAGUUAUUAUGUCCAAAAACGCACUCAUUUUUCCAACCUCACUAAGCUACCGUGCUUCCAUCAACGAAUUAAUCACGUUGAAUAUGAUCCAAGCACAGAGAAUGCCAAUUGAUGAACUAGUGUGGUAUCAUUUGUUGAAUUAUGCAUCUCCUAGAAGAUUAGCUGUUGGGCAACUUCAACUAAACAUACAAAGUGCUAAAAGGGAAGAUUCAGGGCCAUAUCUCAUCUUUUUCCCAGUAAAUAAUCCAAUCAGAAGAGUUCUACUGCAAGCUCUAACUAGAGUUGUUGUAAGAAAUUGUAUUGCUGACAUGUUUGGAGAAAAUUGUGACCAAGUUUGCCCUUCUUGUGAAAAUGGAGGAAUCUGUGAUGAUGUAUCAGGAAAUUGUAUUUGUCCUCCAGGAUUUAUGGGAGAGUUAUGUCAGAUAGGAUGUGGUCCAAAUAAAUUUGGAAGAAGAUGCCAGUAUCUUUGCUCCGAGGAUCCAGGAGCGGAUCAAGAUGCUGGAUGUAAAGGAAAGAUGUUUUGUUUGGCAGAUCCUUAUGGUUGUUCUUGUUCAACAGGAUUUUCUGGGAUAAUUUGCACUUUAGAAUGUCCUAAGGCCAAAUAUGGGGAAGGGUGUAUGCGUGACUGCCAUUGCCAGUCAGAUGAAUGCAACCCAUACACUGGAGUUUGUUUACAUGGCUGUUCUGAAGGGUGGACAGGCUCAAACUGCCAACAGCCUUGCCCUGACAACUAUUUUGGCAUAAACUGCAACAGAACGUGCGGAUUUUGCACCAAUAACGGUGUCUGUGAUAUUUUCACUGGACACUGCCCUUUAUUUAAUGAGGAUUCUUCUUACACAGAGGAAUAUGUCACUGUCUGUCAGUUCAGUUACUUGCCUCCAUUUUGUAUUGAAAAAUGCAGAAACGGAACUUGGGGAGAAGACUGCAGAAAUAACUGUCAUUGUAGGAAUAAUACAGCGUGUGACGUAGCCACUGGUUCUUGUGAAGAAAGCAAAGAUAAUACGGCUGGUAUUACAUGUGAGCCUGGCUGGCAAGGGGGAAAAUGUGACGAACCAUGUAUGCCUGGUAACUAUGGGGAAAAAUGUUUACUCGAAUGCGGGAAUUGCAUCAACGGAAGUAGCUGUCACCAUGAAAGUGGGGAAUGUAUUGUAAAUAACGGAUCGUGUGAAAAAGGUUUUAAAGCAAAGAUGUGUGUUUCGUUCUGUGAUGAUGGAUUUUUUGGUGAAAAUUGUUUAACCCCUUGUAACUGUGCUAAUGGUACAACAUGUAAUCCAGUUACUGGGAAAUGUUCAGGUUACUGUCAACCAGGCUGGACAGGAAUAAGCUGCUGGGAGUCUUGCCCUACAGGUACUUACGGUCUAAACUGUUCUCAAGAAUGUGGGAACUGUUUGGAGACCGAUAAUGGCCCAGUUUGCGAUUUAGCGUUCGGGACUUGCAAUGCUGGUUGUAGGAGGGCAUGGACUGGAGCACGUUGCUUAAAUGGAGUCCUAUGUGCUCAAAAACCUUGUUUAAAUGGAGGCAGCUGUGAACAAUCUGGGGAUAUAUACAGAUGUCAUUGCCUGGUGGGAUAUUCUGGCUCGCACUGUGAGGAAAUAAUACCUGUUUGUGACUCAGCACCUUGUAAUAACAAUGGAACAUGUAUUGAAAAUUCGCUGAAUCAUACUUUAUUCGAUUGUAUGUGUGUGGCUAACUAUACUGGCGAUUUUUGUGAAGUUGAACCAACACCAUUAGAGACAAUUGAUCCAGAUCAAGAUGAUUUUCCUCUUGCUCUUAUCCUCACUUGUCUCUUCCUAUUCAUCAUUCUGAGCUCAAUUUUCCUCAUUUUUAAAUAUCGUGGCAAAAAGAAACAAUUAUCAAUUUCCCCAACACCACUGCCUGAAGAAAAUUCCUCAGAAACAAUUGAAACACCAAUUCAAGAACUACAAGAACCAGAAGAACCACAGAAAGUUGAAACACCAGAACCACAAGAAAGUAUAAAUUCUGAACCAGAAACACCAACACCAGAAACACCAAAACUAGAAACACCAAAACCAGAAACACCAAAACUGGAACCACCAAAACCAGAAUUACCACGCACCAAUACAGGGAUCAAAUUUUCUGACAUGAGUAUUCCGCCGAGCGAAACAAUUGCGCAUGUGACACCAAUGGACCACAAUACCGUUUCAUCCUCACCAGAUGUCUCUAUUGAGCCAGAGUCCGCGAAUGUAAAAAAAGUUUCCGAAUUUCAAAACAAAAUUUCAGAAAAUUUUGACGACCCCUUUAACUCAAUAACACCUCCCCAAAACAAGUUCGGUUGUGGCGCCACCACUGCCCCCUUGUGGCCCAACAGAUGAGGUAGAGGAGCAGAGCAACAUUCGGAAGUCUGUACUUCCAGCUCCAAGGACACGUUUUGAUUCCCAAACUUUAAGUCGGCUUAGCGAAAUAAGCCUUUAUAAUUUUUACAACUCCCGCAGGUCGUCUGUGCAUCCUCUCGGAGCAAGUCCGCAGCGAGAUUCUACUCUCUCUUCCGGAGGAUGCGCUCUUAGGGACUCCCGGAGGACCCCUGUUUUAGGAGUUCCGACCAGGGACUCAAAAUUGCUCAUUACAGAGUCUCGAACUGCAGACGAGGAAUUUGAAAUGGAAUCAAGAAAAGGUUCGAUGGUGGGAAGAGGAAAUUUUGUAAGAGCGAGCAUUUUUUCAGCUUCGAAAACAUGAAAAUCUAUAAUCCGGUCAAGAAAUGGUUGUUCUUUUCCAACUUUGCAAAAUUUUAAAUUAAAAUUUGAUUUAAAAAAAAAAUCU
This is a messenger RNA of Ciona intestinalis (vase tunicate), 4393 nucleotides long. The record is from RefSeq and is a predicted model, not a curated record. NCBI's taxonomy places the organism in Eukaryota, Metazoa, Chordata, Ascidiacea, Phlebobranchia, Cionidae.